Molecule: messenger RNA, 1902 nt
Organism: Wasmannia auropunctata (little fire ant)
Lineage: Eukaryota; Metazoa; Arthropoda; Insecta; Hymenoptera; Formicidae
Gene: mav
Product: bone morphogenetic protein 4
Exons: 3
Coding region: 1-1806 (601 amino acids)
Biological process (GO): SMAD protein signal transduction; BMP signaling pathway
Cellular component (GO): extracellular region
Molecular function (GO): growth factor activity; cytokine activity
Source: RefSeq, a predicted model, not a curated record
AUGGACUCGGCGGGACUCUGCAGCGUCGGGAUCGCCGGCGACGACCGCCGCACUUGUUGCGUCCCCAUCGACGCGACGGCCACGUUUCUCGCGCGGCGCGUCAGACAAACGGCCCGCGAACGGGUGACGUGCGUCGAGCGUCCGUCGUUCGAGCGACGGAAUCGGCGAGCCGGCAGCGUCCUGCUGGCACGCAGCAGAUCUAUCGCGGGUGGCGAGGAGGAGACACUCCGCAGCGCGGCGGUGGAUAGUAUUACGAUAGGACGACAAGACCGAGAUCGGUUUCGCGAAGAUUCGCACGUCGAUAGCGCGGACUUUUUCAAGUGCAACGGAUGUACCUCGUCCAACGACGGCACGACUGGCCCUUCGAAGGUGUCCGAUCGCGACGAGAACGUUGGAGGAUCACCGAUAAGACCGAUCGAUAGCGUCAUAAACAACACGGAGAACCCUCGGACCGGCGAUCCCGCCAGACUGAUCGAGUUCGGUAUCGUCGAAUUCCUGUGCAAGGAUCGGCAGCGACCGUGCGUUCUCGCCGAGGGGACAGUGCGCCGCAGAAGCACGUCGUCCACGUCGCGACUUCCCGCGAAGAUCGAUCCCGGCGGAUACGCGUGGCGAAGCAAGACGGACACGCGCUGGCGACUGCCGGGGAUCGGCCUCGUCCAGCGAGCCCUUCUGCUGGGACUGCUCGCGACGAGUCUGCUCUGCGACGCGGUACUGGCCGCGCCACCGUCGGUCCUCGAGGACGAGGAGUUUCUCGAAGAGCAGGAGCUGGCGGCGCCGGGAAACGGCCUCGGCGACGACGAGCUGGAGAUCAUCAGGAGGAGCAUCGUGCAAGGCCUCGGGCUCCAGAGGAUACCUGAUCCUUCGAAGGCGAACGUGAGCCAGGCCGAGUACGAGAGAGCGCACAGAGAGUACCUGAAACAAGUGCAGCUGUCGCACGACGGGCAGAAGUUUCGAGCGCGACGGGACCUCCAUGUAUUCCAGGCUGCUGAGCAUCCGGGGAACAGGUCGAGCCACGGCUUUAGCCGGCGGGGCGGCGGGUACCAUCACUCCCUGUACUUUCCCGUCGCGAUUUCCGGCGCGGGCGCGGGGGACGUCACGGUCGAUCACGCGUCCCUGAGAUUCCUCCUCCAAGGCGAUCACAGACGUCCGCGCGAUCUCGAGGCGCUGGUCUAUCUCCGCGCGCCGGCCUCGGCGGCGCGGCGUCUCCUGCUGCGCCGCGGGAUCCCGCAGGGCGAGCAUCCGACCGGCGGCAGCCGGUGGCUGGAGCUGGACACCACCGAGGCGGCCGCGAGCUGGCUCGAGCACGGCCUGGAGAACCACGGACUGGAGCUCGAGUUCCUGCACGACGGCCGGCCGACGCGGCGUGAGGUCGCCCACGCGACGUUGAACGUGUUCGCCGCGUCGGAGCCCGGCGGCGGAAGGAGGAAGAGGUCCACCCCCGAGGAGCUGAUGCCGCUGCACAAGGGCCGGCGCAGCCGGUGCCGCGACAACAACAAGAAGUGCUGCCGGCACGAGCUGACGGUGAUGUUCAAGGACCUCAAGGGCUUCGAGUUCAUCGUGUACCCGAAGGGCUUCGACGCCGGCUACUGCAAGGGCCGCUGCCCGCCCCGUUACAACCCGGCGCACCAUCACGCCCUGCUGCAGAGCCUGCUGUGGAAGGAGGACCGGAAGAGAGUGCCCAAGCCGUGCUGCGCGCCCAGCAAGCUCGACCAGCUGAUGAUCGUCUACUUCGACGAGAGCGGGAGCGAACAGCUGAAGGUGUCCAACUGGAACAACAUCCAGGUGGUGGAGUGCGCCUGUUCGUGAAGAUGGGGAAAGAGAGCGAAACAGUCUACCAUGGCCGAGGACUCACCAAAGAAUCGUCCGAAUUGCGGUUCGGUGAUGCCGCGCGCGCACGCACGC